This is a messenger RNA of Centruroides sculpturatus (bark scorpion), 2013 nucleotides long. RefSeq names its product zinc finger BED domain-containing protein 1-like. The record is from RefSeq and is a predicted model, not a curated record. The transcript is spliced from 3 exons. Gene Ontology annotation, molecular function: protein dimerization activity. NCBI's taxonomy places the organism in Eukaryota, Metazoa, Arthropoda, Arachnida, Scorpiones, Buthidae. Bases 158 to 1897 code for a protein of 579 amino acids.
UUUAGGUUAUAGUUUUGAUUUCAUAUUUCUAAAAAUUUCUUCUUUAUUCAAGUGUAUUAAAGUUAAACAUUUCUAUUAGUUACUACACACUUUUUGGCAUUCCAGACACCUUUAUCCUAUCAGCAUUGCGAGGAAAAGUACAUUACGGGGAUAUAAAAUGGAAGAAGUGAUUAAAUUUGAGUGUGAAAUAAUUGAAAAUCCUAGGUCUAGCAUUGAAUCCAAUUCGGAUGAUCCACCGAAUAAACGUCAAAAACAAGAGGCUGACGUUCAAGAAAGUACUGCUGAAAUAUUCGAGCAAUCCAGUAUUGCUAAUGAGGAAAAUCAAAAUAUUCAAAGUUCUGUUGAAGAUAAGAUAGAAAUAAAAUUAACACGAAAAGAAGAAUUAGAUUUCAGUCUGGUGCAUAUGUUGGUUACUGAUUUAGAAUCAUUUGAAUAUGUGGAACGUAAAGGCUUCAGAGAUUUUGUAAAGAAACUUGACAACUCAUACGAAAUUCCUUCAACGAUUCACUUAAAAUAUAAACUUUUUCCUGAUUUAUACAACGUUUUAAAGUUAAAAUUGCAAUCUCUUCUGAUGGAAGUCAAAUUUGUUACGCUUUCAACAGAUACAUGGAGUAAAUCAAGUUGCGAAUGUUAUUACAUAUCCAUCACUUGUCAUUUUAUAUGGAAUAAUCAACUGUAUGCAGCUGCCUUGGAGACCAAACAAAUUGAGGAGCUAUCAGCAAAUAAACUCUUCACGGCAAUUCAAGACGUUAUAGACAAUUGGAAUCUUAAAAACAAAGUGGUAUGUAUAGUGACUGACAACAAUACCAAUUUUAAUGAAGCUGUUAAUAAGUUAGGACUUUCUCAUAUACCAAGUUUUGUACACAGUUUAGAGCUUGUUGCAAAUGAUUGUUUCGAACUUCCAAGUAUCGAUAAUAUUAUACAGAAAUGUAAACGUGUCGUUCAUUGGUUUAGCUCAGAAGCUAGAUUCAAAGACAAAAUUGAACAAAAUCCUACAUUACAAGAAACUUUACACUUGAUCUCUUCUGUGACUUCAAACUGGAUUAACGUCUAUUAUAUAAUUAAGUGUAUGGUGUAUUUAAAAGAUGACUUAGAAGAAUUGUCGGAAGAUAUGCCAUCCACAUUUACUCCUGGAGAAUUAUCUACUAUAGAAGGUUGUUUCUUUUGUCUCGAUUGUAUACGAGUUGCCAUAAGCGAUACAGAUCAUAACCAGUACUCGAUGCAUUCAUUAAUCAUACCUACAAUGAGCUUUGUUCAUGAAAAAUUGCGUAUGGUAGAAAAUGUUAAAAUGAAAACGGCACUUUAUGAAUUAUUUCUAGAUCGAAUGAAGAAUUCAAUACAUAGCAAGUUGAAAUUUUACGAAACUGCAGAAAUACCAUUGAUGAGUUCUAUUCUCGAUCCAAGAAUAAAGAAACAUGGUUUUCGGCUUCCUCUGAUUGCUGUGAAAGCAGAAAACCUAUUACUUCAAGAAUCAUCAUCUGUCAUCGAACAAGUCAAAACAAAAGAUGAAAAUUCUUAUCAGACUUCUCCAAUUAAAAGUGAAGAUAACGAUGCUUGUAACUUGCUAAAUUUUCUAGGUGCUCAUAUAAAUCAAAUAUAUAAAAGAAGAACCAAAACUUCUACUAUUACGAUAGAGUUAGAAAGUUAUUUAGCAGAUCCCAUCAUUGAAAUCACUAGUAACCCUAUGGAUUAUUGGAAAGAGAAUCAAAUGGUAUUUCCUAAUUUAUAUAUAUUAGCUUGCAAGUAUUUGAGCAUUCCAGCUCAUUCUGUGCCUACAGAAAGAAUAUUUUCAGAUGUCAUAAAGAAACAAAGUCAGAAGAUAGAAAAUGAAGAUAGUUAUGUUGAUAAGUUCGUAUUCUUUCGUCAAAAUAAAUGGCUUAAAAAUGUCGAUAUCUGAUAUUAAAAGUUUUAUGUCCUCCAUAUAUAGCUGUUUCUGAUAUUGAAAUCAAGUUUAUGAUAACCUGAAGCGGGCGUUUUCAUAAAAUGUAAAGAAAUGAAUAACUUUUGCUAAGA